CACUUGACCCGGAAGUUUACGUCAUUUGUUUCUCCCAGCAACAAACUGAGCCGUUAGCCGUUAGCCGUUAGCUGUUGUUCUGCUGAACGCGGAGACUAAUUUCUCUCACAGUUUUCUGCUCACACACUUAAAAUGGCUGAAGUGGAGGAAACUCUGAAGAGAAUUCAGAGCCAGAAAGGAGUUCAGGGGAUCAUCAUCGUCAACUCUGAAGGAAUCCCCGUCAAGACGACUCUGGACAACGCCAGCACGGUGCAGUACGCAGGACUGAUCCACCAGUUGGUGAUGAAGGCCCGGAGCACCGUACGAGACAUUGACCCCCAGAACGACCUCACCUUCCUCCGUAUCCGCUCCAAGAAGAACGAAAUCAUGAUCGCUCCAGAUAAGGACUAUUUCUUGAUCGUCAUUCAGAACCCCUCGGACUGAAAAAGACGGAGCAGCUCCCGACUCUCUCUUUGUGUCUUUCAUAUUUAAACAGCCGAACAUUUUUCUUUGUUUCGCUAAAUCAAAAGAAUCUGUUUACCAGAAGCUUUUAAUGCACUUGCUGUACCAGGAAUUAAAGACAGGAUUUGAAGGUGGAUGAAAUUUAAUCACUCUGCUCAGUGACAAGAUGUGUGAAACAGACACAGUCUGUCUGCAGGAAAAUUUAUUUUUCCAUGUUUUAGCAUUCCAGUUCAGCCUCCUCUCUUUGCAUACUGUAUGUUAUGUCACUAUGUUUAUUUCAGAGGUAUUUUAGCACCUGGUGAGAAGUGCAAACCUGCUAAAAUACCUCUGACAGAAGUAGGAAACUUAAAACUGGACCAGUGCAUACAGUACAUGUCUGUAAAGUGCACAGGAGAGAAAGACCACAGCACAUUUUAAGUUUGAGAAUGUUUCUCAGUCGUACCUUUAUGGAAAACCUGGGAUUGUUAUUUAUUCUUUUGUUGGCAAAAAGAUGUUGAAGUACAGUAUUUCACUGGUGAGCAGCGAGCUACACUACAAACCCCUCCCUGCUCUUCUGUGUCAAGUUUCUGAUUUUUAAAAGAUUAAGAAAUAAAAAAGUAAAAAUGG
Molecule: messenger RNA, 1047 nt
Organism: Centropristis striata (black sea bass)
Lineage: Eukaryota; Metazoa; Chordata; Actinopteri; Perciformes; Serranidae
Gene: dynlrb1
Product: dynein, light chain, roadblock-type 1
Exons: 4
Coding region: 133-423 (96 amino acids)
Biological process (GO): microtubule-based movement
Cellular component (GO): cytoplasm; centrosome; cytoplasmic dynein complex
Molecular function (GO): dynein intermediate chain binding
Source: RefSeq, a predicted model, not a curated record